AAACCAGACGCGUCACCAGGGAGGAAGCAACCCCAGGUGCAUUGCUGUGCACCGGGACGCUGUCCCUUCACGGGUCGCCUUGGUGAAAACCUCGCUGCAGGACACUCGAGAUGCCUCCCCGAGCCUGGCGGUUCCGACCCGGGCCGCCCGUGCACACAGGCGGUCUCUGACUCUGGCCUUUGCAGCUCAGAGAGGCGGGCAACGUCCUGGGGGGCUGACUCUCGUUUCCCUAAAAGCGUGGCCGGGUGACUGAGCACCUAGUGGGGGGACGCGGGGUGGAGCAUGAGGCCCCCACCCCCGCGCCCGCCCGCCGGGCUCCUCGGUGGCUGUGCCGGUGCCUCUGCUGCCAGCAGAUGUUCGACCACAGCUCUCGAGAAGAGGAAGCGCCUCGACCCAUCGCACCUUUCCGCUUCCGUGGUGCGGCCGCUUUCAGGAGAGAUUCUCACCCGCCAGCCCGCAGUCUGGAGCGAGCACGGGGAGAAUUCUCCGCCUGCUUGGUUUCCUUGGCUGUUUGCUGAGGAAGAGGCCCCACAUCUGAGCCCCCACCUGCAGGCAGGGGUGGUCUAACCUCGCACCUGGCUGCUUCGGCCCCAGCGAACCAGCGGAGCACGAGUCCUGAAUGCCGCACCACAGGGCCAGGCCAGCGUCAGAGAUGGUGUCCCUGGCGCCCGGCCCUCCGCCCACCAGCUCCACGGCCACCAAAGAUCCCCUGAUGGCCAAGCUGUACACCCAGCUGGACCUGUGCCUGGGCUGCUCCCGCUGCGCCCAGCGCCUGGACGAGAGCACCUACCUCCUGCAUCGGCUGGAGCACGGCUGCUCCCAGGAGGUCCUGCUGGCCCGCUUCAAACAAGCCCCCAAGAACGGGGUCUGGCGCAAGGUGGGCCGCAGGCCCAGCUUUCCACGGCCGGCACGGUACCAGGUCUGCCGCUACUACAGCCGUGGUCUGGGCUGCCGGCGGCACCGAAACCAGUGCACCUUUGCCCGAAGCCACGAGGAGGCGCUGGUCUGGACCUUUGAACGUGAGCACAACCUCCACCGGCUGUGGCUGAAGGCCGCGGUGCAGGGCGGCGGGGCCCAGCGCACGCCGGGCAGCCCGGCCGACACCAUCCUCGAGGAGUUUGGUGGCCGCUUCCAGCUGCUCUGCUGCUACUGCUUCCGGCACCGCCCCCCCUGCCUCUGCCCCCUGGACCCCGAGGGGCGCUGCCCCAGGCACGGCGCCUGCCCCUCGGUCCUGGCCCACGUGAGCUCCGAGGGCCACCGCAAGUGGCAGGUGUGGGAGGUGCGGCCCCUGCCCCAGAGCCGCCGGCCUCUGGCCUACUGCUUGUAUGUAGAGGGCGGGCUGCCGUGCCGGCACGGGGCGUCCCGCUGCCAGUUCGCCCACAGCGCUGUGGAGAUGGCCGUGUGGAAGGCCGAGCAGCUGCAGGGGCUGCGGCGGCCCGACCUCCUCAUGCCCCCCCGGGCCCCCAGCGGCAGGACCCCUGCAACCCAGCUGUACUGCAGCGCCUGCCUGGUCACCUGCCACUCCCAGGAGGACUUUGAGAACCACUGCUCCUCCCCGGAGCACAUGAGGAUGGUGGCCCUGGACCAGACCGUGGUCUGGGAGCACCGCAGCCCGCCCGUGGGACUCUCCACCUUUGAGCUCUGCCCCAGGCCAGACCUCUGUGAGUACGGGGGCAUCUGCACCAAGGCGCAUUCGGAGCAGGAGCUGCAGGAGUGGCAGCGGCGGGUGAGGAUGUCGGAGCAGCGGGAGCAGGCGGCCUUUCAGGAGGGGCUGAUGCCCUACCGGGAGAGGCUGCUGGCUGAGUACCGGAGCAGCAGCGAGGAGAUCCUAGUGCUGGCUGAGACCGUGGAUGGCAUGGCUGUCACCUGCCACCAGCCCUUGGUGCAUCGGGCCCAGGAGAAGAAAAUGCAGCACAGGUGGACGUUUGUUGUCCACUCUGAGGAGCCCCUGAAACACGUGGCCCUGCUCAAGCAGGAGCCGGGAGCCGACUUCUCGCUGGAGGCCCCCUGCCUGCCGCCAGGCCAGGUGUACGCGCAGGGCGAGCGUUUCCGUGUGGCGGGCAGCCCCUCCGAGUUCCGGGUGGGGGUGCGCGUGCAGACCGCCUCCUUCGGCACCUUCGGGCAGUGGGUGGUGUUCGACUGCGGCCGCCGGCCAGCUCUGCUGCGGAGGCUGGAGCUGCAGCUGGGCCAGGAGCAGCGCCCAGGGGCGACCCCGGCCCCCGGCCCCCAUGAAGAGCUAGAGCGCUGGCACACUGGCAACCGCCACGUGGUCCCUGGUGUGGAGCGCCCCGCAGAGCACGCCGCCCUGAUGGCCAAGUACAAGGUGCCUGAGCUGGCUCUGGACUUUGACCGCGGCGGCCCGGCCCCGGGCCCGCUGUCCUGCUCUAACUACCGGAAGAGGAUGCACCAGUUUCUGUACGAGGAAGAGGCUGCUCAGCAGCAGCUGGUGGCCAAGCUGAACCUCCGGUGCUCUGUGUCCCUGAAGAGGUCCCUGGAGACGCCAGCCCUGGGCAUGCUCUUUCCCCCACCGGGAGCCCUCUAUGCUGAGGUCCCCAUCCCCACCUCCCUGGCACCAGACACGGACCAGGGCUUCCUGCUGGCCCGGGCGGUCAGCACAGCACUGGUGGCCCCUGUGCCCGCACCUGACAACAGGGUGUUCGAGGUGCAGCUGGAGACCCGGGCUGGCUCGGAGCAGGUGCGCUGGCUGCUGCUGCCAGUCCACUGCUGCACGGCCCUGGGGCUGCAAGCCGGGGCCAGCCCCAUGCUGGAGGUGCAGUUCCAGGUCGACCCGCUGACCUUCCGCCUCUGGCAUGAGGCAGUGGACGCGCUGCCGGAGGAGCGCCUGGUGGUGCCGGACCUGCGGGCCUGCACUCUGCCCCGCCCGCGGCCCAGCCAGCCCGCCCUGCAUGGCAACCGCAAACAGCGGCUGGCUGUUGAGUUCAUCGCCGCGGGCAGCCCCGGGGACCUGCGGCCCGUCGCCCCUCUGCUCAUCUAUGGCCCCUUCGGCACAGGCAAGACCUACACGCUGGCCAUGGCCUCCCUGGAGGUCAUCCGGCAGCCCCAUGCCAAGGUGCUCAUCUGCACCCACACCAACAGCGCGGCCGACAUCUACAUCCAGGAGCACUUCCACGGCUACGUGACGAGCGGCCACCCCGAGGCCACGCCGCUGCGGGUGAUGUACACCGACCGGCCGCCGAGCCAGACGGACGCCGUCACCCUGCGGUACUGCUGCCUGACCCAGGACCUGCGGGCCUUCCGCCCGCCCACGCGCGCCGAGCUGGAGCGGCACCGCAUCGUGGUGGCCACCACCUCUCAGGCCCGGGAGCUCAGGGUGCCUGCCGGCUUCUUCUCGCACAUCCUCCUGGACGAGGCCGCCCAGAUGCUGGAGUGCGAGGCGCUCACCCCUCUGCGCCACGCCCUGCCCGGCACCCGCGUGGUGCUGGCCGGGGACCACAUGCAGGUCACGCCUCGGCUCUUCAGCGUGGCCCGGGCGCAGGCGGCCGGCCACACGCUGCUGUACCGCCUGUUCCAGUUCUACCAGCAGCAGACGCACGAGACCGCCCAGCGCAGCCGCCUCAUCUUCCACGAGAACUACCGCUCCACGGAGGCCAUCAUCACCUUCGUCUCCCGGCACUUCUACCUGGCCAAGGGCACCCCCAUCCACGCCCGCGGCAAGGUCCCGCGCCACCCCCAGCUCUACCCGCUCCUGUUCUGCCACGUGGCCGGCGACCCGGAGCGCGACCUGUCCCUGACCUCCUGGCUCAACACGGCCGAGGUCGCGCAGGUGGUCGAGCAGGUGCGGCAGCUGUGCGACACCUGGCCCCACUGCUGGGGCCCCCUGGAGCAGAGGCGCAUCUGCGUGGUGUCCCACGGCGCCCAGGUGAGCGCGCUGAGGCAGGAGCUGAGGAGGAGGAACCUGGGCCAGGUGUCCGUGGGCAGCUUUGAGAUCCUGCCAGGCCGGGAGUUCCGGGCGGUCGUGCUGAGCACCGUCCACAGCCUCCGGAGCCUGCAGAGCCCGGGCGUCCCCGCCCUGGAGUUCUUCACGGACGCCCGGGUGCUGAACACCAUCAUGACCCGCGCCCAGUCGCAGGUGGUGGCGGUGGGCGACGCCGUGGCCCUCUGCUCCUUCGGGGCCUGCAGCAAGCUGUGGAAGAGCUUCCUCCGCCAGUGCGCGGAGCACCGCAGCCUCCUCCCCGAGGACCUGUCGCUGGAGCACAUCGAGCAGGCCGUGGUGCAGAGGCAGCGCUGGGCCCGCCUCCGGCAGCCGGUGGCCCCACCGGCCAAGGGAGCCGUGGCAGCGGUGCCUGGGGACACUGGCCCAGAGGAGAGGACGGCCGCAGCCUCACCAGCAGGGAGAGCCGGGGCAGCGGUGUCCAGGGUCACGGUCCUAGAGGAGAGGGCGGCCGCGGCCCCCGCCACAGAGCCUGCAGCCGAGGGCGCUGCCUCCCCAACCAGCACCCCGGUGGCCGUAGAGACGGCCACACAGGAGGCAGAGGCUGGGGACACAGCUUCAGGGUCUGAGUCAGGAGGGGGCCCAGCUGUGGGGGACGUAGCGUCCCCAGGGAGCUCAGCCAGCGUGGUGGCAGGGGCUGCAGCCACAGACAGCGAGGACGCCGAUGACCCUGAGGACUCCGAGUCCGACUUCUGGUCCUUGGACGGGGAGCUCAACGCCGACGACUCGGUGCUGCAGGAGCUGCUGGACGAGAGCCGGAAGGUGAUGGUGACGGUGCGGGAGGACGGGCUGCUGGACACGGUGGCCCGGCCGGCGUCCCCACAGCAGGCCCGGCAGUACAUGAACCUGCCGCCGGACGUGCUGCGGAAGCUGCUGCGCACGGAGCCCCAGCUGCACCACAGGUGCACCUUCGUGCCGGAGACCUUCGAGCGGGCGACGGCCGUGCCGCUGGAUGCCGCGGGGCCCGGCCCCAUCCAGCUUCGGGGCCGCCUGCACUGCGGCAUGGCCUUCAAUGGGGACGAGGUGGUGGUUAAGGUCCUCGGGGGCGAUCGGGCCCCGUCGGGGCGGCUGCAGGGCCGCGUGCUGGGCGUGCUGAAGCGGCGGCGCCACGAGCUGCUGUUCGUGUGCCGCAUGGACGAGUGGGACCCGCGCCUCAUGACCCCCAUCGAUGGCGCAGUGACCAAGAUCUUCGUGGCCAACCUGAAGGACCCGCUGCGGGUGCCGGUGCACCGCCUCCAGAAGGGCAGCCUGCAGAGGGUGGGGUACGAGCAGCUCUCGGCCCAGGCCAGCCGCCGCCGGCUCUUCUGGGUGCGCAUCGUGGUCUGGCGGGAGCGCUUCUACUACCCGCUGGGCAUCGUGCAGGAGGUGCUGCCCGAGGCCACCACCUGGGAGCAGGGCCUCCGCGUCCUGGACCUGGAGUACGGCCUCCGUGAGCCCUCGCCGGACCCGGCCUCGGUCUCCAAGGUGCUGCAUAAGUACCGCGAGGAGCUCAGCCGGGCCCCCGGCGUCCGGGAGGACUGCCGCAGCUUCCUGACCUUCACCGUGGACCCUCAGGGCGCCGGCAACCUGGACGACGCCCUCAGCGUGCGGGACCUGGGCCCCAGGUACGAGGUGGGCGUGCACAUCGCCGACGUGGCCAGCUUCGUGCCCAGGGACGGGGCACUGGACGUGGAGGCCCGCCGGCAGGGCAUCGCCAUCUACGCCCCCAACCGGGAGCCCACGCCCAUUCUGCCCCCCGGCCUCUGCCACGACGUGCUCAGCCUCCUCCCAGGCCAGGACCGCUUCGCCAUCUCGCUCUUCCUCGUCUUCGAGAAGGGCAGCAACCGGCUCAAGAGCCCGCGCUUCGCGCCCUCGGUGGUCCGCUCCGACCGCCAGCUGUCCUAUGAGGAGGCGGAGCAGGUGAUCCGGGGGCAGCCGGGGGCCGGCCCGGAGCUGCCCGCCCGCCUGGACUCCGUGGACGCCUGCGUCGUGGCCGCGAGCUACUUCGCCCGGGUGCUGCGCCGGCACCGCCUGCGGGCCGCCUGUGCUUACGAGCAGCCGGACGAGGACAGCACGCUGGGCUUCCGUGCGGCCCACGCCAUGGUCAAGGAGUAUAUGGUCCAGUUCAACAGCCUGGUGGCCGAGUUUCUGGUGGGCAGUGAGCACACCCGCACGGUCACGCCGCUGCGGUGGCAGCCCACGCCCAGCAGCCACCAGCUGGACACCGUGAGCGAGAAGCACGGGGAGCUGGUGCCCCUGUCGCUCCAGCUGAGACAGCACCUGCACGGCCGCGUGCCCCCCAACGCACAGCUGCACCUGCUGGCCUCCCUGUGGAGGCUCGUCCAGCACGCGGCCCAGGUCCAGGACGCCGACCUGCUGGUGGACCUGCUCACCACGGACGACAUGCACCCCUCGCUGGCUGCCGUGCGCCUGGACUUCCGCAAGGUCCUGGGCCGCUCCGCCUUCAUCCGCUCCAGCCAGGGGGAGCAGCAGUCGGCCGGCCACUACUCGCUGCAGGUGCAGUGGUACACCUGGGCCAGCUCGCCCAUCCGCAGGUACCUGGAUAUCGUGCUGCAGCGGCAGGCGCUGCUGGCGCUGGGCCACGGCGGCUCCUCCUACUCUGCCCGGGAGGUCGACAAGCUCUGCCAGGACUUCAGCCGCCAGCACGGGCGUGCCCAGAGCUACCAGCGCCGGGCCUGCAGCCUGCACCUGGCUACGCAGCUCAAGGCCCAGCCGCGGCAGAAGCUGGGCUUCGUGGUGGACGUGGAGCCGGGAGCCCGCUGCUUCAGGCUGUUCUUCCCCGCCAACCCGGAGACGCUGCCCGACCCCUGCCCCGUGUUCUACCGCUGCCUGCAGCUGGCCGAGCACCCGAGAGCCCUGGUGCGCCGGCCCGGCCUGCGGCUCCAGUGGCGGCGCCGCAUCUACUCCGUGCUGGAGAACGGGCCGUGCCCUCCCCUGCCCGGUGCCCUGCUGGACCCGCACACCUGGCCCGUGGACGCCGCCCUGUGGCAGAAGCUGCUGGCCCUGGUGGAGGAGCAGCGGUGGCCCGAGGCAGCUGCGCUGGUGCGCGAGCAGGAGGCCGCCAAGGAGCCGCAGCGGGAGCUGGGGAAGGUGUCCCGAAGCGCCUGCAAGCACUUCGUGGAGGUGGCCCGGGAGCUGGGCAGCGGGGACACGCUGCAGGUGCAGCUCAGCGCAGCGCUGCACCGGGGGAUCCUGGCGCCCGCCCUGCAGCUGUGGACCGUGGCGCCCGGCCUCAGCCUGUGCCUGGAGCACGUGGAACGGCCGGGUGACUGCUUCUCGGGCCAGGCGCCCCAGGCCGGGCAGGACAGCUUCAGCCACCUGGAGGACUACUGCCGCGUGUGGCAGCCCUUCUGCUCCCUGGAGUCGGCCACCAGCGCCGUGGGCGAGAGCGAGGCCAUCACACUGCGGCAGGUACGUGUGGCCUGGGACCCGGCGCGCACGGAGCAGGGGCUGCUGCGCGGCAGCUUCCGCCUGGACCCCGCUUUCCUCCGCGAGCACAGCAUCGACGUGGACUUUGACCACUGCUACCUCUGCAUCCGGCUCGAGGGCCUGCGGGUCGCGCCCCCCGCCGCCGCCCGGGACGUGCUCCCGGAAGCCGGCCUGGGCCCGGUCCUGAGCAUCGACCCUGACACCUACACCUGGGUGGCCCACGGGCUGACGGAGAACUUGGACUCAAAUAAAGACGGUCCGGCCGACCGGCGAGAGUUCACCAAGCAGGUGCAGGUGCGAUUCUUCAUCCACCACAUGGCCAUGGAGAAGGUUCCAGAAGAGGUGCUGAGACCCGGCACUGCCUUCACCAUUGAGGUGCUGCCCCAGCAGCUACCUGACAUCCGCAAGGAAGAAGCCGUGCGUGGGCUGAAGGACGCAUCCCAGCUGGUUAUCAACAUCGCCCUGGGCCAUCCCAUCCCCCUGCCCCGCCACCCUUCCCGCCACCCUGCUGGCCAGCAGCCCCUGCGCAGAGGGACCCCGAGCAGGUUCCUGGAGCUGCAGGCCUUCGACAUGCCCGGAGGCUGCCGCAAGCUGAACCCCAGCCAGAACACAGCCGUCCGAGAGGCUCUGAAGAAGCAGUUCACCGUCAUCCAGGGCCCGCCAGGCACGGGGAAGACAGUGGUGGGCUUCCACAUCGUGUUCUGGUUUCACAAGUUAAACGAGGAGCUGCCGGCGUCCGGCAGCCCCUCCUGCAUCCUCUACUGUGGCCCCUCCAACAAGUCGGUGGACGUCGUGGCAGGCAUGCUGCUGAGCAGGAAGGCAGAGCUGAAGCCCCUCCGCGUGUACGGGGAGCAGGCCGAGGCCACCGAGUUCCUGGUGCCCGGUGUGAGCAGCAGGGGCCCAUCCAGGAAGACCCCUCGGGAGGGAAGGCCCAACCCGACCCUCAGGAGCAUCACCCUGCACCACCUGAUCCGGCAGCCCUCCAACCCCUGCUCUCAGGACAUCAAGGCUUUCGACGCCCGGCUGCAGAGAGGGGAGAUUUUCUCCGAGGAGGACCUCGCUCUGUACAAGAAGGUCCUGGGGAAGGCGCGGAAGCACGAGCUGGCCCGCCACAGGGUCGUGCUGUGCACCUGCUCCUGCGCCGCCGCGGCCAGCCUCAAGGGCCUCAACGUCCGGCAGAUCCUGGUGGACGAGGCGGGCAUGGCCACGGAGCCCGAGACCCUCAUCCCCCUGGUGAAGUUCCCAGGGGCUGAGAAGGUGGUUCUCCUCGGGGACCACAAGCAGCUGCGGCCUGUGGUCAAGAAUGAGCACAUGCAGAGCCUGGGGCUGGACCAGUCUCUCUUCGAGAGGUACUACCGGGAAGCCCACAUGCUGGACACGCAGUACCGCAUGCACAAGGACAUCUGUGCCUUCCCCUCCAUGGAGUUCUACGAGAAGAAGCUGAAGACCUGGCAGGGCCUGUGGCGACCACCCAGCGUCCUGGGUCACGUGGACAGGGAGAGCUGCCCGGUCAUCUUCGGCCACGUGCAGGGCCACGAGCAGAGCCUGCUGGUGUCCACAGAUGAAGGGAACGAGAACUCCAAGGCCAACCUGGACGAGGUGGCGGAGGUGGUUCGCAUUGCCAAGCAGCUGACCCUGGACAGGAGAGUGGACCCCAAGGACAUCGCCAUCCUCACGCCCUACAACGCCCAGGCCGCGGAAAUCAGCAAGUGCCUGGUGCAGAAGGGUGUCACUGGGCUGACCGUGUGUUCCAUCACCAAGAGCCAGGGGAGCGAGUGGCGGUAUGUGCUGGUGAGCACCGUCCGCUCCUGCCCGGAGGCCGACCUGGACCCACGGCCCACGAAGAGCUGGCUGAAGAGGUUCCUGGGCUUCGUCGUGGACCCCAACCAAGUGAAUGUGGCCGUCACCCGGGCCCAGGAGGGGCUCUGCAUCGUUGGAGACCACCUCCUCCUGCGGUGCUGCCCCCUGUGGCGCCGGCUGGUGGACUUCUGCCAGGCCCAGGGCUGCCUGGUGCCCGUCGGCCAGGUGCGGGUCCAGAGGAGGUGGGCCCUGCCGUCCUGAGAGCCCCGCCUCCGCUGCCCAACACCCUGGAGCUGCGGGGACCGCGCCCCCACCGCCCGCUGCCUCAGCCCUGCUCAGCGGAACCUCACGUGCCUUCUGCGGUUGCUGCCGGCCCCCCACGCCCACUUUGGCCGUGCACGGUAACCACCUUCUGGGGUCUUGGCUGUCCCCGGCGGGCAGCGUGAACUUGGGAGGAAGGGGGAGGGCCGGUCCCCACCCUCCCGCUGACCUGCGUUUGCUGCCACCGUGGGGACAGGGGCCGUCUCAGGGGUAGGCUGUGUUGCUGGGGAGUUUGGGGUCAGGAAGGAGCCCCCAGCUCUCCGGCAUUUGUUGCCAUCCAACCGCCCCCACCAGGCGCCAGCCGUGGGGCUCAGCUUUAUUUUUUGUUUUUAAAAAAACCAGCCCUGGUUGGUGUACCUCAGUGGAUUAAGCGCAGGCCUGAGGAUCCAGGGGUUGCUGGUUCGAUUCUCAGUCAGGGCACAUGCCUGAGUUGCAGGCCGGGUCCCUGGUGGGGGGCAUAUGAGAAGCGACCACACAGUGAUGUUUCUCUGCUUUUCUUUGUCCCUCCCUUCUCUUCUUUCUAAAAAUGGAUAAAUAGAAUCUAAAAAAGAAAGAAAGAAAGAAACCAAACCCGGUUUCUGUUCUGUGAGGACAGGGUUCUCAGCCCAUGCAUAGGGGCUCGCUCAGAUCCACUGCCCUGGGUCCCCUUGGGAUCCCCCACCUCGACCUGCGGGCCCCUGGGUCUCAGUGCAAUUUUCUACUGUCCCCACAGGCUAUGGGACACUGUGAACUGUUGUUUACACCAGGGAGGCCCGGCUCCUCACCAUGGGUGGGGGCGGGGGCAUGUUUGUGUAUGUCCGAUGCUGAAGUUUUGUACAAAUCAAAUCUCUACAUUCCAAUUUUGUAUCUUAUAUGAUUGCACAUUAAUUUUAUUAAAAGGCUGCUCUGCUUUGUCA
Molecule: messenger RNA, 10398 nt
Organism: Artibeus jamaicensis (Jamaican fruit-eating bat)
Lineage: Eukaryota; Metazoa; Chordata; Mammalia; Chiroptera; Phyllostomidae
Gene: HELZ2
Product: helicase with zinc finger 2
Exons: 21
Coding region: 620-9442 (2940 amino acids)
Molecular function (GO): zinc ion binding; 5'-3' DNA helicase activity; RNA nuclease activity
Source: RefSeq, a predicted model, not a curated record